UGAUUGGUAAACCUGAUCGUCAAUCUCGUCAUUUCGCGUCAAACGUCAAAUUUCAUCCGUGCGCCGCUUUUUCGCGCUUUUAACUCAAGCGAGAAUUCGUGCAUCAUUAAAUAUGCCGUUGCACCGGUACACGCACGCGAUCCUGUGCAGGAUCCCUUUAUCGUUGCGUACGCGAGGCGAAGUGACAUUGGAUGAGGCUAGAACGCAGCAUCUGGCCCUGGCACAACUUUUGCGUGAGCUUGACAUCGACGUCGUCGAGAUGCCGCCCGACGAGAACUCGCCACUUUGCGUUUUUGUCGAGGACAUCGCCGUCGUCUGCAACGGCAUCGCUCUGAUCGCUCGACCGAGUGAGCCGUCACGUCUCAAAGAGCUUGAUACUAUUAGAGCUGUUUUGAAGAAAGAAUUAGAGAUACCUCUUAUAGAGAUAAGUGACAAGAAUGCUCGAUUAGAUGGUGGAGAUGUUCUUUUCACUGGUAGAGAAUUUUUUGUUGGGCUGUCGCAUUUUACAAAUGAAGCAGGAGCGAGAGCCGUUGCGGCAGCAUUUCCAGAAUAUCCAUGUGUACCCAUCAAGGUGGCUGAAUCCAAACGCUUGAAAUCACUCGUUACAAUGGCUGGCCCAGAUGUUAUAUGUGUAGGAUCUGGAAAAGAAUCUCAGGAAGUUCUCAAGAGAAUCGAACGGGAGGCAACGUACAGUUACCAAACAUUGACUGUGCCUGAGGACGUAGCCGCCAAUGUGCUCUACGUAAACGGCACGCUCAUUCAUCGAUCGGAAGACGAGAUCCCGCAGUCGAGUAAGGUUUUCGCAGAGAAAGUUGAGUUUCCGACUAGAUCGCUACGUAUGUCCGAAUUGGCAAAAGUUAGCUCCGGUUUGUCCUCCUGUUGCCUGUUGGUGCGCAGACCGCGACACAUCCGUAGUAUUUAAACGAAAAAAGAGAAUGAGAUCUACGUUGCAAUCUAAUCGCGAUCUAUGCCACCAGUGAUAUCCACGAAUGCAAAACGUAAAAUCGAGUUUAUCGAAUCUGUGGAGAAAUACGAUGCAAUGCAUGACAAUGACGAUACGUCAUCCUGACAUUUUAAUAAGUAUUUUUUAACUAAUUUAAAGAGUUAUUGUAUUAUUUCAUAUCUUUCAAGAGAGAGAUUCAGUAUUUGAAAAGAUAUAAUAUAUAUAUACACAUAUAUAAUUUUUA
Linepithema humile (Argentine ant) is the source of this 1187-nucleotide messenger RNA. Its product is annotated as N(G),N(G)-dimethylarginine dimethylaminohydrolase 1. Gene Ontology annotation, molecular function: amino acid binding; dimethylargininase activity. Gene Ontology annotation, biological process: arginine metabolic process; positive regulation of nitric oxide biosynthetic process. Lineage: Eukaryota; Metazoa; Arthropoda; Insecta; Hymenoptera; Formicidae. The record is from RefSeq and is a predicted model, not a curated record.